Branchiostoma belcheri (Belcher's lancelet) is the source of this 790-nucleotide messenger RNA. RefSeq lists its product as uncharacterized. Bases 149 to 502 code for a protein of 117 amino acids. The record is from RefSeq and is a predicted model, not a curated record. The transcript is spliced from 3 exons. NCBI's taxonomy places the organism in Eukaryota, Metazoa, Chordata, Leptocardii, Amphioxiformes, Branchiostomatidae.
CCGGCUGAGUCAGAGUGGUUGGACGUUUAUCUCAUUCAAUCUCCAACCCGCAAGGACAGGUUGUUUUUCUCAACGUCUCAGCUUCAACCGCCACCAGCUAAACCUAGAAACCUACACUUCGCCUUAACGAUACGUCGCAACGGGCACCAUGACGUUCCGAGUGCUGUUGGCCAUCGCCCUUCUGUCAACGACGACUUCGGUAAUCUACGGGGCGCCUGUCCGCUCCGGCGGGGACCGGGCCGUGGAUAAGGGGGUGAUCCCCGGGGCGCCUGUCCCGUCUGGCGGGGACCGGGCCGUUGAGAGAGGGGGCUUUGACGACAUCCAGGACAUGACCAUGCAGGCUAUGGCCAUCAUACAUCAACUGACGCAACUGCAAAAAGAGAUCGAGGAGGCGUACGCGAAUGGCCACGGCUCCGGCUCCCCGUUAAUGGGGCAGCUGAAUGCACAAUAUCACCAGCUGCACGCCCAGGCUCAGUCAAUCCUCGACCAGGUGUACGGAUGAUAUCAUCAACAUCCUUCACGUUGACGCUCCAAAUAUGGAAAGCUACACCUGCCAAUCAACUUCUGCCAAACAACUUCUGCUCCCUGUGCACCAAUCACUGACGUUGACGUAUCUUCACAAAUCUCACGUUUUAAAUACACAGUAACAACGUUUCUAAAUGGCCAACCUACACUUACACUGUGUACCACUAAUAUCAUGGAUGAAGUACCAAAUUGUGACAUAUUCUAUUUCCAAACCUAAAGCUCGGAGCUUUAAGACCUAUGAAUAAAAUUACUUCUUUUAACACUA